AUUAUUAAAAAAAAAAAAAAACAUCAUCAUUGGCUCUUGGUAAAUGUCCCAGGUGAGUUAACCUCAACUUGAAUCAACCUUCCUUUAUAUAUAUACACUUACACUUGGUCUUGAUUUAGAAUACUGUCUCCAACUAUACAAUUCUAAAAGAUUUGAACUCAAAUGUGGUUUAUAAUCAUGAGGAGCAAAAAGCAUACUUAAAACAUUCUUUGUAUUAUUGUUGUAUAAUUUAUAUAGGCUUACCAUGCAGAACUUAACUAAGAUUUCAUUUAUUAUCCUGACUGCAUACACUGAUGUUGGAAAUGUUAAAUACCUUUACUUCACUAUUUUGUUGGCAUUAUAUGUUUGCAUCAUUUUUGCCAAUGUGCUCGUAAUCAGAGUUGUUUGCAUGGAUAGGUCUCUGCAUGAGCCCAUGUACCUGUUUUUGUGCAGUCUUUGUGUGAAUGAACUAUAUGGCAGCACAGGUCUAUUUCCUUGUCUUUUGCUAAAUUUGAUCUCAGACACCCAUGAAAUUUCUCUUACAUAUUGCUACAUACAAAUUUACUGUUUGUAUACUUAUGGAGUAGCGGAAUUUAGUAAUUUAGCAAUCAUGUCUUAUGACAGGUACAUGUCAAUCUGUCAUCCUUUACAGUACCACACCAUCGUGACACCAAAGAAAGUCUGUCUCUUAAUUCUUCUGGCAUGGUUGCUUUCUUUUUGCAUAUUUACUGUUACCUUCUCCUUGAAUUUGCGUUUACAGUUGUGUGGUAAUGUCGUGGAGAAAGUGUGGUGUGACAACUAUUUGCUGGUCCGACUAUCCUGUUCAGACACAACUUUAAAUAACAUAUAUGGCCUUUGCAUAAUUGUUUUAGUUGUUGGUCCUCCAAUGGUACUCAUGUUAUACUCUUACAUUAGGAUCAUCAAAAUUACUUUUAGGGCCAGUAAUGACACAAAAAAGAAAUCCUUGAGUACAUGUGUUCCUCAUAUUGUUUCACUGCUAAAUUAUUCCAUAGGUAGCUGUUUUACAAUGAUUCAAAGCCGACUAACCAAGACAAGUAUUCCAGUCACUUUGAGCAUAAUUAUUUCAGUAUAUUUUUUAAUGAUCCCACCACUUGUCAAUCCAAUCAUGUAUGGACUAAAGAUGACUAAAAUCAGAGAUGCUUGUAGAAAAGUUGUCAGUCCAAGAAAUUAA
Clupea harengus (Atlantic herring) is the source of this 1171-nucleotide messenger RNA. RefSeq names its product olfactory receptor 10J5-like. Gene Ontology annotation, cellular component: membrane. Gene Ontology annotation, molecular function: G protein-coupled receptor activity; odorant binding; olfactory receptor activity. The record is from RefSeq and is a predicted model, not a curated record. Gene Ontology annotation, biological process: G protein-coupled receptor signaling pathway; detection of chemical stimulus involved in sensory perception of smell. NCBI's taxonomy places the organism in Eukaryota, Metazoa, Chordata, Actinopteri, Clupeiformes, Clupeidae.